AUGUUUAACUCAAACACAUUAUCUUCAUGGAUUCUAUUCAUAGUAUUACUCGGCAAUUCAUUUGCUCAAAGUAAUAUCACCACUACUACUAACGAUUACACACCUAGUAUCAUCACACCUACUUCUGCUACCACUUCUACCGCCAAUGUCUCAACUGCUAUUUCAUCCGCAAAUUUUUGGGUUACAACCACUGUUACUGAUAUUUUAAACACUGUCACCAUUACUGAUACUUUAAACACUGUCACUCAUACAACCACUGAAUUCAGGACAAAGACAAGUUAUGCCACUGUUCAUAUCUACGGUAACACUGAAACCACCACUGUUGUCGUUACUGAUCACACUAUGGCUACUUCGUUCUCAAUCUACACAAUUUUCACUUCUCAUAUAACCGCUACUAGUACCGAAACUAAAUAUACAAACGCUACUACUACCGUCACAAACACAGACUAUAUCACCACAGGUACAACCACUGAAAAGCAAACUGUUAUUGACACCAUUAAGACAACUGAUAUCGAUUCCGUUACAACCACAAUGACUUUAACCUCAACCAAUUUGGUCACAUCCACUUAUGAGACUACAAAAACUUUCCCAGUGACAGUCACAUCUGUUAUUACAAACACUGACUACAGUGGUACUGGUACCAUGCUCACUACAAGCACUUUCGUUGUCACCUCUACUAGUAAUUAUACUGUCACCUCUGUAGAUUCUCAAACUUCUCUAGUCACUCAGACAAUCACUGCUACCACUUUAGAAACUGAUACAAUUGAUGUCACAAAUACAGUUCAAGUUGCUUCCUCCACUUCCAUGGCUACUUCCACCGCUACUGUCACCGCUACUGAAACUAAACAUAUCACAAACCCUGGAAUUGUUAAUUCCACUGAAACAAUAACCUUUGUCACUUCUUACACUACCGAGAUCUCUACUAUCGAAACUAUUCCAACUACAAUCACUAAAAACGGUUCUUCUAUCACUUCUACCAUUUUAACUACUCAUUCUAUUCCAACUACAAUUGUCUCCACUGAAACUUCUGUAAAUGUUAUUGAAUCUACAUUACCAGUCAUCUCCACCAUCCUCACUUCUCAAACUACUUUAGUCACUCUAACUUCAGUGUAUGAACAAACAAAUACUAAAGAAAUUACUAUUACUACUACUUUCCCAAUUACCAAGACUAUUGAAGAAACUGUCACUGUUAACGGAUCUCCAACUACUUCUACAAUCUUAACUACUGAAACCGUCCAAACUACUCAAGUUAUCACUGAAACUUCAGUAGAAAGUAUUACCACUAUUAUUCCAGUCACUUCUACCAUUCCAGUGACUCAUGAUGUUACUAGUACUCAUGUCGAAUCACAAACAAGUAUUGUUACUAUGACAGAUGGUUCUGGAAAUGGUGCUGGUAACGGCUCUGAUGGUUCCAACAAUGGUUCUGAUGGUUCCAACAACGGUUCUGGAAAUGGUGCUGGUAACGGUUCUGAUGGUUCCAACAAUGGUUCUGAUGGUUCCAACAAUGGUUCUGAUGGUUCCAACAAUGGUUCUGAUGGUUCCAACAAUGGUUCUGAUGGUUCCAACAAUGGUUCUGAUGGUUCCAACAACGGUUCUGGAAAUGGUGCUGGUAACGGCUCUGAUGGUUCCAACAACGGUUCUGGAAAUGGUGCUGGUAACGGCUCUGAUGGUUCCAACAACGGUUCUGGAAAUGGUUCUGAUGGCCCCAACGGCAGUAUUGAUGGUAUUAACGGCUCUGGCUCUAAUGGUUCUGACAACGGUUCUGGUUCUAACAACGGUUCCAACGGUGGUGCUAACGGGUCUGGUUCCAACAACGGUUCCAACGGUGGUGCCAACGGCUCUGGCUCUGACGGUUCUAACAACGGUUCCAACGGUAGUGCUAACGGGUCUGGUUCCAACAACGGUUCCAACGGUGGUGCCAACGGCUCUGGCUCUGACGGUUCUAACAACGGUUCCAACGGUGGUGCUAACGGGUCUGGUUCUAACAACGGUGCCAAUGGUGGUGCCAACGACUCUGAUAGCUCUAACAAUGGCUCCAAUGGUGGUUCCAAUGGUUCUGGUUCCAACAAUGGCUCCGGCCAUUCUAACUCAGGUAAUGGACAAACUGAAAAUGGUUCAGUUUCUCCAAGCGAAACUGAGAACUCAUCAACUAUACCUUCUGUCUCAGCUACCUCUCCAUCCGGAACAGUUGCUGUCCAAAGUGCUGAAGGUGCUGCUGCAUCAUUGAACAUAUCUUGGUUCAUGCUAAUAAUCCCAAUUUUAACCUUCUUCUUUUGA
Molecule: messenger RNA, 2277 nt
Organism: Henningerozyma blattae CBS 6284
Lineage: Eukaryota; Fungi; Ascomycota; Saccharomycetes; Saccharomycetales; Saccharomycetaceae
Exons: 1
Coding region: 1-2277 (758 amino acids)
Source: RefSeq, a predicted model, not a curated record